This is a messenger RNA of Amoebophrya sp. A25, 1368 nucleotides long. Lineage: Eukaryota; Dinophyceae; Syndiniales; Amoebophryaceae. The record is from the annotation of a GenBank genome assembly.
GGAGACUUUGCGGAAACGAUACGGUAAUGAAUGGGGCACGAAUCCAAAGACUAAAGAUGUGGAUUUAACACUGGUGUUGAGGAAUUUCGACAGGUUCAAAAACGAGCACGUUGUACUACCUCCAGUACGACAACGAGAGGCCGCUGCACUAGAAGACAAGCCUCGUCCAACAGCGCAACAACUAGCAGAAGUAAAGCGGUCCAUGUUGAUGGACGUCUUCUACGCCAAGCUGACAGACGCGAUUUAUCCCAUGCACUUCAAAAAGGAGCUACAAGAGCGAGUCAACCUGAAGCGGUUUACGAAUGCGGCGUUGAAAAUGACCGAGGUGUUGUGCAAGGAAGACUUGUGCCGAUGCAGUGGCAGUAGAAGGAGUGGUUCUACGGGUGGUGCCCGAGAAGGUGUUGCUACAGGUGGAGCAUCAUCCUCAUCUUCAUCGUCUUCUUCCUCUAGUACAACUUUUACACAUUUUGCCAACGCGGAAUUGCCCGGAUCUUUUCUUUGCGCAGUAAACUGUCAUCUACGGUUGCACUGGAGUGUUGCUGGUGAGAGGAAGCGGCGGUAUGCACUGGAUAAUGGAAAGGAGGAGGUUUCUGUUAUGGACAAGGUUGAAGUCUAAGUUGUAACUAGUAGUGCGUAGACUUGCUUCUAAUUCUAAACGACUUGAAGUGCUAGCAAAUGACGUAAGGUCCUGUUAGUUGAUCGAAAAGUGAAAAUAAGCGAGUUGUAACAAAUUAUACAACAACUGAGUAUCUGAGAUUGUUAUCUAGAAGAUUACUCGCUUAUUUCAGGUUUUCGAGUGAGUAGUAAGUAGGCAUAGUUUCACCUUCAUCAUGUUCCUCUAACGUUUCCUACAAUCCUGUUAGUUAAGUAAGUAUGCUCACCUUCUUCUUCCUCUAACCUUUCCUACAAGCACUGUUCUCACCUUCCUGUUCCUCUAACCUUUUUUACGAGCACUAUUCCUGGUACGGCAACAGCUUGCUUCCCGGUGACAUGGGACCGAAUUCGCCAGGAUUGCCAGACUACUUCCUUUUCCACGAGCAGUAUCCUGAGCGGUGGUUGAUGCGUGAACCCUUUGAGGAUCAGGUGAACCGCUUACUGCACACCAUCCCUAGAGCUGCUCAGAACAGUGGAACCAGCGUGGGGAGUGUGUGCAACGUGAUCGACGAGCGGGAAGCGUAUCCUUUGUUAGCAGCAGGCUUGGAGAAAUGGACAGUAGUUUUGUUUGGGAACAAGGAGGUAGAAGAGCAGCAAGAAAGAACUUCUUCCUCUUCAACAUGGACGUUGAAGGUGCACAUGAAAAUAGACUCCUCUGAAUCUUCUUCGGAGGUGGUUGCGGCGGACCUGCGAUCCCGUGUCGCGCGAGAGGUG